AUGCCACCCAGGAAAAAGAAGACAACUCAAGUGGCGACCCAGAAUUCAACCCAAGUGACAACCCAGAAUUCAACCCAAGGGACUCCCUCGCGCCCCAGGAAAACCCCAAUCAGCUGGGAGAAGGACGGGUCAAAUGGUUUCUCGAGUAUGCGAUUACUCAUGGAUUGGCUCACCACACCUGGGAACUUUGUCCGAUGGCGUGGUGACAAGCACAAGGGUUUGAACAAAGAGGCAUUGGCUGGUGAGAUCAUCCUCAUCUUGGUUGACCAUGGGAUCCAUCAUCGGAACAACAAGGAUAUCCGAACUAAGAUUCAAGAGAUUCAAGAGAGCUACUCCAAGGCCAGCGAUUGGCUCCGGAACACAGGCCAGGGGGUGCUUGAUUCAGACAUUGCCGAAGGGACAGACAACGUGAGAGCUGCACUUCUGAAGCGUUGCAAGUACUAUUAUGAGUUGGACGAGUUCAUGGGCUCCCGAACAUGCACGAAUCCUGAAGACACGGUUGACACAUCAGACCAACCGGUACCCGACCUCUUGGAUCCGCCAACAUCGAGUGAAAGAGAAAGUGAGGAUGAGCCCAAAGGUUUGGAUUCUCAACCUGUAGUGAAUCAGUCAACGUCUUCCCAACGAACUAUCCGCAAUGCGACACCAAGGGCGCCUCCCACCCCCCUUGAAGUGCAGACUCCCAUUGGUCGAGAAGAUAAGUCCAAGUCCAAGGAUAAACCCAAGAAAAAAAAUCGUGGUCUGCCGGAGGGUAUAGAAAAAGCGAUUGACGAAAGUGCAAGCUUCCGUGUCAAAUCGCUGCAGUCGAAAGAUCGCCGAGAAGAGAGAAAAAUAAAGGCUGAAGAUGCACGGGAAAGAAAGCGCAUCCGGAUCAAAAAACGUCGUUUGAGAAUCGAGGAGAGCGAUGCACAGGUCCGUCGGACCCAAGCGGAAACUGAACAGGUUCGACAGCGGACUACAAUCAUGAUCGAUUUAAAAAAGGCUGGCUUUGCAGAUGAUGACAUCAAGACAUUCUUGGAUAGCCAAUUCAACCGGGCUCCUACAACUUCUGCCCCGAGUGAGGAAGAAAGUUCUGACAGCAAUUCUGAUCUAAGUGAUUUGGUUGUAUAG
Messenger RNA from Puccinia graminis f. sp. tritici CRL 75-36-700-3, 1110 nucleotides. RefSeq lists its product as uncharacterized. NCBI's taxonomy places the organism in Eukaryota, Fungi, Basidiomycota, Pucciniomycetes, Pucciniales, Pucciniaceae. The transcript has 3 exons. The record is from RefSeq and is a predicted model, not a curated record. The coding region runs from base 1 to 1110 and encodes 369 amino acids.